GUUGCCCAAAGCGAGUGGAUGGUGUGGCCUCCUGCUCCACCCUCCCUCCUCUCCUCCACCCUCUCUCUCCCUCCCUCUCUCUCACUCUCCCUCCCUAGACCCUACAGUACAUAUAUACCUCCUCCUCCUCCUCCUCCACCUCCUCGUUCUCCUCCUGCUUGUCCGUCCUUUAUUCUGUGCCUCAAGAUUUAGAUAUAUACAGGCGGUGGACGAGAAAUAGACGAGUGCCGCACACCUGUUUAAUUAAUGUGAGUGUUCAUGGCGAGGAGGUGGUGGUGGCGUCGGCCGUGGCUGCCCCCGUGGGUGCUGCCCUUGCCCCCCCACUCCCGGGCCGCCCCCCACUCAGGUGUACUAAGGUGAGGUCACGCCCCCCUGCACCUCACCCCCUCACCGCCUCGCCGUAACCUGUUGCUCCACUCACCUGGCGUAGUGGAGACUCACCUGUGUAAUUAGUGAAGCUGUUACCUGGUUGAUUAGCGAAGUUACCUGUUGAGUUAAUGGAGCCACUACCUGGGUAAUUACUGAAGCUGCCACCUGUCCUAUUAGUGGUGAAGUUACCUGGGCAAAUAGCUAAGAGUUACCUGCUGUAGUGGAGAGUUCAUACCUGGUUGAAUUAUUGAAGCUGUUACCUGGCCAAUUAGUGAAGAUUACCUGUUGAGUUGAGCUUCUCCCUGGCUGGCUAAUUGUUCUCGCUACCUGCUCUGCUAAUGAUCAAGUUACCUGGGCAGUUAGUGAAGAGUUACCUGGCGGGAUAGUGAAUUUAUUACCUGGGUGAUUAGUGAAGUUACCUGUUGAAUUCAAGAGUGCCAUUUUACACCUGGACUGAUUCGUGGAGAGUGCCAAUCAUCUCUUCCAAUUACCUGUAAACCAAUUAGGGAAGUGCAAGUUACCUGUUCGCCUAGAGACCCAUCCAGCUCACCGGUUCCAGCCACUCCAGAAGACCAGUUUACCUGUAAUUAAGAAGCCAAGAGAACCAGUUUACCUGUCCUUAAUAAGCCAAAGAAACACCUGUGGAAAGUUCAUCUGUUGAAAGUUAUUGUGAAAAGUUUACCUGUCAAAAGUUUAUCUGUCAAGAGUUCACCUGUCAAAAGUUUACGUGUUUAGAGUUUAGAGUUUACCUGUCAAAAGUUUACCUGUCAAAAGUUCACCUAUUGAGUUACCUGGCUUGAAUGACCUCCCUGCCGGCUACCUGAGAAUUGAUUAGCGUCAUUAAGCACGUGAAGGCCUUGCUACCUGGCCUAAAUUACCUGGAACACCUGCUGGGAAUUGCUCCUAGAUUCCUGUUACCAAAUUCCUGUUACCAAUUCCUGCUGUUGUGUUUUGUUCUGGUUCUCCUACUUGGCAACAUUUGAUUCCAGCGAAGAAGAGAUAUCUGGUAACACCAUUCCUGAAUACAUGGUUAAAGGGUGAUUCCAGAGAAGUGGGAAUAGCUGGUAACACUGAUUCCUAGUAACUGGUGAAGAGUUGAUUCCAGGAAAGUGGGUCUAGUUGGUAACACUGAUUUCAACUUUGUGGUGAUAUCUAACAACACCGUUACCAUCACCACCACCAGCCCAGGCUUCCUUCACCACCACCACCACCACCACCACCACUACAACCACCACCACCACCACCGUCACCGUGCCAACAUCAUUAGUCUACCAAGCUGUUCUUCCUGAUAAAAGUAGAAAACGACAAUUAGAAAACAGGAUAAGUCAAGAUUGAAACCAGAGGACGUAGAGAACGAUAUUCGAACCCGUGGUGGUAACAUUUGGAUAACCUAACCUAAUCUGUUCUUCCUGACAAAAGUAGAAAACGACACAAGUGGAUAAUGAAACCAGAAAACAAGUAGAGAACGCUGACACUAUAAACCUUGGUGGGAACUUUGGAUAACCUAACCUAAUCUUAUCUGUUCUUCCUGAUAAAAGUAGAAAACGAUAAAUUAGAACACUUAAAUUAGAGAACAGUGUAAGUAUAUAACAAAAGUGAGCUGGUAACACUUUGGAUAACAAGCUGACCAAAUCAAAUCGUUCUUCCUAAAAAGUAGAAAACAGUGCAAUUAAUAGAAAACCAAGUAGAAAACAAAGUGGGUAAAAGUAGAUAACACCACGUAGAAAACAAAAUGAACUGGUAACGCUUCUGGAUAACAAAAUUGUUCUUCCUAAAAAGUAGAAAACGGUGCAAAAAAGAAAACCAAGUAGAAAACCAACUGGGUAAAAUUAGAGAACACUGCACGUAGAUAACAAAAUGAACUGGUAACGCUUCUGGAUAACCAAAUUGUUCUUCCUAAAAAAGUAGAAAACGAGGUGGGUAUCUUUUUGGGUUCACUUAGAUACCUUGACCCGUGUGCUCUUCCCAUGUUACAGUAGAAACCUAGAAAACAGACGUGAGAGGUAACAGCUGAAUGAGGUGUCUAUUUUGGAUAACUAGAAAACGCUACUGGUAACUUUAGAUAACUUAAGCCCCAAGCAAGUUAGAUACCGCCAACUGAAACCACCCUCGCCAUCCGUCUCCUGAUUCUUGUGUCCCAUCCAACUGGUUUCUAAGUGAAGAUAAGCUAGAAAACGUGAGACCAGAGAUACCGAAGACUACCACAUGGUUUCUACGUAAGUGACGGUAGAAAACUUUGGUUCUCGCGUUGCUAGACAUUCAAGUGCGGGUUUCUACAAGAGGUAAAUUAGAACAUAAGUUAUUCAGUAGAGACCAGAGACUAGAGUUGUUUUUUCGGCUAGUUAAGAGGUAGAAAACACGUGCUUCUCUGGACACAAGGCAGACCUGGUAUCUACGAACUUGAGAACAGACAGAAAACAAUUGAUUCUCUCUAUAAACACAUUUUAACUCCGGUUUCUGCCUAAACUGUAAAAAAGAAAACGAAACCAAGUGAUUCUCAAUAGAUAAGACAUUUCAGUGCUGGUCUCAACACACAAAACAGACAAACACACGAACAAAUACAGCUGGUUUCUACGGUAUCUGUUAUCUAGAAAACUGUGAAAUAAAAAAAACAUUUGUGAAUCUCAAUAGAAAACUGCGGGUCUCAUAAACGAAGUACAGACAGAUAGACAAACCCACAUACAAACAUAAAUAGAUCUGGCUUCUACGGUAUCAGUUAUCUACAAGCAAAUGUGAAGUAGAAAACAACCUGUGAAUCUCAAUAGAAAAUAACUGGUCUCUAAAACGAAAUAGACGCCCCCCUCAACACACACAAACACACAUAUAGCUGGUCUCUACGGUAUCAGUUAUCUACAGAAGUGCUAAUACAUGCUGCAGUGAAGUAGAAACCAGCUUGGUCUCUAGUAGCAGAAACCAGUAAACCCAGCUUCUGUACUGUGCUAGCAAACCUAUCGCUGAAAUAGACAAGUUAGAAGAGUGCCCCCUAAAAAGUGCUACCAACGCCAUCUAUACGCCACGCCCCGCAUUACCAUCCCUCCUUCAAUCCACCUCUUCCUCCUCCUUGAACUUGAACUUGUGAGAGGGAGGUAAAGUGAGAGAGGGAGGGGGAGGGAGGGAGAGAGAGAGACAUCAUGGUUCGGGCUUCCACCUCGGCUAGACUGAGGAACCAGACGGAGAGACACAUCAUCCCUAACAACCCAGAGUUCAACGCACAGUUCAACUAUGCCAAAAACUACAUCAAGACGUCUAAGUACACGCUGUUCAACUUCGUGCCGUACAACCUAUUCGAGCAGUUCCAGCGGCUGGCCAACUUCUACUUCCUGUGUCUGUUGGUGCUGCAGCUAAUCCCGGUCAUCUCGUCCCUGUCCCCGAUCACCACCGCCGUCCCCCUCAUCGGCGUGCUCACCGUCACCGCCGUCAAGGAUGCCUACGAUGACUUUCAACGGCACCGCAGCGACCGGCAAGUCAACACCCGGAAGACUUGGGUGCUGCGGAACGGCCAGCUGGUGGAGGAGUCGUGGAGCAAGGUCCUGGUGGGUGAUGUCAUCCGCAUGGAGAAUGACCAGUUCGUGGCGGCUGACAUCCUCCUGCUAUCUACCUCCGAACCCAAUGGCCUCUGUUACAUUGAGACCUCGGAGCUGGACGGGGAGACCAACCUCAAGUGCAAGCAGUGUUUACCAGAGACGGAGGAUCUUGGGCAGGACGACAGUCUCAUCGGGGCCUUCCAGGGGGAGAUACACUGUGAGCCGCCCAACAACCAGCUUAACAAGUUUGACGGGACACUCACGCUCGACGGCAACACGCACUCGCUGGACAACGACAAGAUCCUGCUGCGAGGGUGCAUCCUUCGGAACACCCAUUGGUGCUACGGCGUGGUCAUCUUCGCCGGCAAGGACACCAAGCUCAUGAUGAACUCCGGCAAGACCAAGUUUAAGCGCACAAGCAUCGACAGACUCCUUAACUUUAUCAUUCUGGGGAUUGUGUUCUUCCUGCUGUCCAUGUGUCUCUUCUGCACUGUGGCGUGUGGCAUCUGGGAAACCCUCACAGGCCAAUACUUCCGCGAGUACCUUCCGUGGGACACCCUUAUACCGUCGGACCCGGUGGGCGGCGCGGCAGUCAUCGGCCUCCUCAUCUUCUUCUCCUACGCCAUUGUCUUAAACACCGUAGUGCCUAUCUCUCUCUACGUAAGCGUGGAGGUCAUUCGUUUGGCCCAGAGUUUCCUGAUCAACUGGGACAACGAGAUGUAUUACGCAGUGACCAAGACGCACGCCAAGGCCCGCACCACCACCCUGAACGAGGAGCUUGGGCAGAUCGAGUACAUCUUCUCCGACAAGACCGGAACCCUCACGCAGAACAUCAUGGCAUUCAACAAGUGUUCCAUCGCCGGCCACAGCUUCGGCGAGGUCAUCGAUCCGCGCACCGGCGAGCCCAUUGAGAUUACGGAGUCCGGGGCAUGGAUACGAAAACAGCGCAGGAAACGACGGCGCUCCACCCCCAACCACCCACCACACCCACACCCUCGCUGGCGGACCCUUCGUAACACCGACGCGCACGAUGAGGAGUCGCUGGUCACGCUCCUUGCCGACCCCCAGGACACCGCCACCCCAGAGUCACCCGGAGCCAUGGGGUCGAGGGGGGACGGAGGGGGGCAGGGAGGAACAAGCGGAGACAAUUUAGUGGUGGUGGAAAAUCUCGUUCCUGUCACUCCUCCUCCACAUGCCUCCUCCGCCUCCUCCUCUUCCUCUUCCUCCGCCUGGCCGCCUCUUCUUGACGUACAGUCAGUGGACCUCUCGGACAACCCUUUCCACGAGCCGAGCUUCAAAUUUUACGACCAGACCUUGGUGGAUGCGCUGGAGGUGGGUGACGAGAACUGUGAGGGGUUCUUCAGGCUCCUCGCACUCUGCCACACUGUGAUGCCCGAGGAGAAGAAUGGUAAGCUGGAGUACCAAGCGCAGUCCCCCGAUGAAGGUGCGCUGGUGUCGGCGGCGCGGAACUUUGGCUUCGUCUUCAAGUCCCGCACACCCAACAGCAUCACCAUAUCCGCGAAGAAGAAUCCCGAGACGUACGAGCUUCUGUGCAUCCUCGACUUCAACAACGUCCGGAAGCGCAUGUCAGUGAUACUCAAGAAGGACGGCAAGAUCCGCCUCUACUGCAAGGGUGCCGACUCCAUCAUCUACGAGAGGCUGAAGGCCGGCCAGGAGGGGCUGAAGCGGCAGACACAGGAACACCUCGACGCAUUCGCGGGCGAUGGUCUGAGGACGCUGUGUCUGGCGUACAAAGACCUGGAGGAGAACUAUUUUCAGAACUGGAAGAGCCGGCACCACGAGGCGGCCGUGUCACUGGAGAACCGCGACGCCAAGCUGGAUGCCAUCUACGAGGAGAUUGAAAAGGACCUCCUGCUGAUGGGAGCCACAGCCAUUGAGGACAAGCUGCAGGAUGGGGUGCCGCAGACCAUCGCAAACCUGGCCGUCGCUGGCAUUAAAAUCUGGGUGCUUACGGGUGACAAACAGGAAACGGCCAUCAACAUCGGAUACUCCUGCCAGCUGCUGACGGACGACAUGGCGGAGGUCUUCAUCAUCGACGCCCAGAGUGCAGUGGAGGUGGAGGAGCAGCUGCAGCGGACCAGGGAGCAGAUCCGCAACAUGACCUCUUCCACACACAACCAGACCAGCCUCUCCGUCGUGACCUUCAGUGAAGACGCGCUGGGCCCCGACAUGCUGAGUGAGGCCGGGGAGGCGAACUCCGGCUAUGCGCUGAUCAUCAACGGACACUCGCUGGUCUUCGCGCUCAACGCCAAGUAUGAGCGGCUCUUCCUGGAGGUGGCAUGCUACUGCAAGGCCGUCAUCUGCUGCCGGGUGACGCCGCUGCAGAAGGCGAUGGUGGUGGACCUGGUGAAGCGCUACAAGAAGGCCGUCACGCUGGCGGUGGGCGACGGCGCCAACGACGUCUCCAUGAUCAAGACUGCCCACAUCGGCGUCGGCAUCUCAGGGCAGGAGGGUCUUCAGGCCGUGUUGGCGUCGGACUACUCGGUGGCACAGUUCAAGUUCCUGGAGCGCCUGUUGCUGGUGCACGGCCGCUGGUCCUACUACCGCAUGUGCAAGUUCCUGCGAUACUUUUUCUACAAGAACUUCGCCUUCACGCUCUGCCACUUCUGGUUUGCGUUCUUCGUGGCGUUCUCGGCCCAGACGCUUUUCGACCCCAUGUUUAUCUCAGUCUAUAACCUGUUCUACACCUCAAUGCCCGUCCUGGCGCUGGGCAUCUUCGAGCAAGACGUCAGCGACAGGUGCAGUAUAAAGUUCCCCAAGCUCUACACGCCCGGGCUCAAGAACGCUCUCUUUAAUAAGCGCGAGUUCUUCCGCUCGGCCGUCCAAGGGUUCGUCACUUCUUGCGUGUUGUUCUUCAUUCCCUUCGGGGCCUACUACAAUGCCAUGGACACGGAGGGCCGCAGCAUGGCCGACCAGCAGACCUUCGGGAGCGUGGUCGCCACCAUACUCGUCAUCGUCGUCACUAUGCAGAUUUGCCUUGACACUUCGUACUGGACGCUGUUUAACCACAUCACCAUCUGGGGCUCCCUCAUCUUCUACCUCCUCCUGCAGUACGCCUACAACUACCUGCUGAAGGGGGAGUACGUGGGGGCCCUCGCCAAGGCGAUGGGUGAGCCGAUGUUCUACUUCACCACCCUCCUCACCAUCGUCAUCCUCAUGCUGCCGGUGAUGGCCUGGCGGUUCUACUGGGUGGACGUCCAUCCCACGCUCUCGGACAAGGUGCGGUUCAAGCAGAGGCACGACGCGAAGUUGGCGAGCCAGCGCACCGAACACAGGAUCGCGCGCACGCCCUCCGCCCGCAGGUCCCGUCGGUCCAUCCGGUCAGGCUACGCGUUCGCCCACCAGGAAGGCUUCGGUCGGCUCAUCACCAGCGGGAAGAUCAUGCGCCCGAGGAACCCCAGGCAAGGCGCGCUGUCCAACGGCCGCGCCAACAACCCCCGCUCGGACCAGGGUCGCGUCCCCAUCGUGGCUCCGGCGCCCUCUACCGUCGAGGUGUGAGGUGCGGCGGAGGUGCUACGCUGGUGAUUUGUUGUUGAUCGUAAAGGGUAAUGGUGCGCCGAUGGUGAGGAACAAACGGAAGAACAGGUGCUUACGUAUAGGGGUUUGUGUGUGUGUGUGUGUGUGUGUGUGUCACUAACGCGUGUAUGGUGUGUGUGUGUGUGUGUUACGUAUAUACAUAUGCAGACUAGAAACACUGAUUACCGCCAUGUGUGUGUGUGUGUGUGUGUGUGUGUGUGCGUCUCUCUAAGCAACGUUCGUGUGCGUAUAAUCCACGGCAGUUGCGACGUAACGUUAACAAAAAGGUGAAGGCUGUGUGUUGCUAUUGUGUUGUUGGGGAGUGUUCUUGUCGUCCUGGAUAGUGUCUAAGCCUUGAAGCCGCACUAGAGCGACGCAACACUCGGAACACAGCGACGGCGGCAGAGCAAACACACAGACUCUACGCACGCCGCCUUGUGCUGCUGUGCUUGUGUUGCGUCGGCGGGAGUGAAGUGUCAACUGUUGAGGGAGUGUUUCCGUUGGUCUCAGUGUGAAAGAAAAGAAAAAAAUGGAUUCUCUGAGUUGAAAAAUAAAGGAAGAAGUGUACAGUGGAUUUAAAGAAGAGGAAAUAAAGGAAAAAAAGGAACAAGUCUACAGUGGAUGUGGGUGAAGAAGAGAAAGAGAGGAAUAGAGAAAGAAAGUAAAUGUGUACAGAAGAUAUUAAGGAAAAGAGGAAAUAAAGAAGAAAGAUGGAUGAUGAAGAAGAAAGGGAAAAAGAAAAAUGGUGAAUAGAGAAGAGAAAGAAAGAAAGAAAAUGUACAGAGAAUAUUAAGGAAAAGAGGAAAUAAAGAAGAAAAUGGAUGAUGAAGAAAAGGAAAAAGAAAAUGGGAAAGAAGGAAAAUGUAUAGAGAAUAUUAAGGAAAAGAGGAAAUAAAGAAGAAAAGGAAAAAGAAAAUGGGAAAAUAAGAAAAUGUAUAGAGAAUAUUAAGGAAAAGAUGAAAUAAAGAAGAAAAUAGUUAAUGAAGAAAAGGAAAAAGAAAAUGGGAAAGAAGGAAAAUGUACAGAGAAUAUUAAGGAAAAGAGGAAAUAAAGAAGAAAAGGAAAAAGAAAAUGGGAAAGAAAGAAAAUGUACGGAGAAUAUUAAGGAAAAAAUGAAAUAAAGAAGAAAAUG
Eriocheir sinensis (Chinese mitten crab) is the source of this 8562-nucleotide messenger RNA. RefSeq names its product phospholipid-transporting ATPase ID-like (gene ATP8B). The coding region runs from base 3501 to 7412 and encodes 1303 amino acids. Lineage: Eukaryota; Metazoa; Arthropoda; Malacostraca; Decapoda; Varunidae. Gene Ontology annotation, molecular function: magnesium ion binding; ATPase-coupled intramembrane lipid carrier activity; ATP binding. Gene Ontology annotation, biological process: phospholipid translocation; Golgi organization. The transcript has 29 exons. Gene Ontology annotation, cellular component: plasma membrane. The record is from RefSeq and is a predicted model, not a curated record.